CCGCAGCUAUGGCCGCCGCCGCCCGCGCCCGGGUAGCUCACUUACUGAGACAAUUGCAGCGCGCAUCAUGCCAGUGCCCAACUCAUUCUCAUACUUACUCCCAAGCUCUUGGACUUUCAUCUUCUGGAAAAACAACAGAUUAUGCCUUUGAGAUGGCUGUUUCAAAUAUUAGAUAUGGAACAGGAGUUACAAAGGAAGUGGGCAUGGACUUAGGAAAUAUGGGUGCUAAAAAUGUUUGUUUGAUGACAGACAAGAACCUCUCCCAGCUCCCUCCUGUACAAACAGUUAUGGAUUCCCUCGUGAAGAAUGGCAUACACUUUAAGGUUUAUGAUAAUGUGAGGGUGGAGCCCACUGAUAGAAGCUUCAUGGAAGCUAUUGAGUUUGCCAAAAAGGGAGCUUUUGACGCCUAUGUUGCUGUGGGCGGCGGAUCCACCAUGGACACGUGUAAAGCGGCUAAUUUGUACGCAUCCAGCCCGCACUCCGAUUUCCUAGAUUAUGUCAAUGCCCCCAUUGGGAAGGGAAAGCCUGUGUCUGUACCUCUUAAGCCUCUGAUUGCAGUCCCAACCACCUCAGGAACUGGGAGUGAGACUACUGGAGUUGCCAUUUUUGACUAUGAACACUUGAAAGUAAAAACUGGCAUUGCUUCCCGAGCCAUUAAGCCCACGCUGGGACUGGUUGACCCUCUGCAUACACUGCACAUGCCUGACCGGGUGAUUGCCAACAGUGGCUUCGAUGUGCUCUGCCACGCCCUGGAGUCCUACACUGCCCUUCCUUACCACCUGCGCAGCCCGUGUCCUUCAAAUCCCAUCAAUCGGCCAGCCUACCAGGGCAGCAACCCAAUCAGCGACAUUUGGGCGGUUCAUGCACUGCAGAUCGUGGCAAAGUACCUGAAGAGGGCUGUCAGAAAUCCUGAUGAUCUUGAGGCAAGGUCUAAUAUGCACUUGGCAAGCGCUUUUGCUGGCAUUGGCUUUGGAAAUGCUGGUGUUCAUCUGUGCCAUGGAAUGUCCUACCCAAUUUCUGGCUUAGUGAAGACCUAUAAAGCAAAGGAUUAUAAAGUGGAUCACCCACUAGUGCCUCAUGGCCUUUCUGUGGUGCUUACCUCUCCAGCGGUGUUCACUUUUACGGCACAGAUGGCUCCUGAACGGCACCUGAAAACAGCAGAAAUACUAGGAGCUGACACCCGCACAGCCAGGAUCUCAGAUGCUGGGCCUGUUUUGGCAGACACACUCAGGAAAUUCUUAUUUGAUCUGGAUGUUGAUGAUGGCCUAUCUGCCAUUGGUUACUGCAAAUCUGAUAUCCCUGCACUGGUGAAAGGAACACUGCCCCAGGAAAGAGUCACCAAGCUUGCACCACGUCCUCAGUCAGAAGAGGAUUUGUCUGCUCUAUUCGAAGCCUCAAUGAAACUAUACUAAUUUUCAUUUUCAUUGAAAGCAUAACCAAAAGCAAUGGAGUUCUGAAAACAGAAGUUGAUCUAACCAGAGCUUUGUCUGAUCAUCUCCACACAUAAUUUACCUGUUACUAGUUUGAAUGUGAUAUAAACUUACCCUGCAAAAGAUCUCUUAUGUCAGUCAAGUGAUUCCACAAAACAGACUAGAUAAAUGUCCAUUAUGUCAUAUCCUAUGCCAGACUUCAGGGGUCCAGGUUCUUGCCCCAAAACCCACCACUGCCCGCACUCCAGGUGUAGCUAUCAAAAAUGUUAAUAAUGUUAUAUACUCAUCCUACACCAACUGAUCCCAUGUUUAGAAAUUAUCCUACAGAAAUGCUGGCAUAAGCAUGUAAGGAAAUAUGGCAGGGAUGUUUCUGGCAGCACUUAAUAAUAAAAGUAUUUGAUAGUACUUAAAUGUUCAUUAAAAGUAUAUAGAUUAAAUAAUUCAUAUUAAUAACAUUAAAUCAUGGAAUGCUAUAUCACUGUCAAUAACUGUUAAGUCGGGAAAAGGUAAGUUGUAAGCAAUUUUAUAUUAGUAUGGUCUGACUGUUACCUUUUAAAUUAUAUAUAGGUUUGUUUAUAUAUAUAUGUAUAUAUAUAUAAUGAUACACAUCAAAAUAUUAGAAGUUAUCAUUAUA
Condylura cristata (star-nosed mole) is the source of this 2064-nucleotide messenger RNA. It is a transcript of the gene ADHFE1, whose product is annotated as alcohol dehydrogenase, iron containing, 1. Gene Ontology annotation, molecular function: metal ion binding; alcohol dehydrogenase (NAD+) activity. The record is from RefSeq and is a predicted model, not a curated record. The transcript is spliced from 14 exons. Lineage: Eukaryota; Metazoa; Chordata; Mammalia; Eulipotyphla; Talpidae. Bases 9 to 1412 code for a protein of 467 amino acids. Gene Ontology annotation, cellular component: mitochondrion.